CAAAGCGUAAACAAAAAAAUUAUAACGGAAUUUCCUGACAGUUCACAAACUUGUGCAAAUAUUACAUUAACUGUGUCGCUGUUUCGCACAUUUCUAAACUAUGAACAUCAAUCAUGGGAGAAGGAGUGCCACAAUUCAACUCUUUUGUUUCGCCAUCCUCCUCUCGUUGGCAUUGACCUCUUUCGCAUAUCGAUUACCAAAAACUUUCCAUCCCGAGAACUAUCGUUUGAAGGUCAUCACGCAUCUGAACGAAGAUGGUCAAGGUCAUCGAUUCACGGGAAAAGUUUGGAUCGUCGCCAUUUGCGAUCAAAAUACCAACAACAUUACGCUUCACGCGAAAAAUCUCACGAUCAACGAGGAAAAGGUCAAAGUGAAGUUAAUUCAUGACAAAAUCGAGUUGAAAGAAGUAAAAAUGGACGAGGAAAAUGAAUUUUUGAUCAUUAUGGCGAACGAAACAUUCCGUCAAGGCAAUAAAUACAUGAUUUAUGUUCCGUUUGAAGCUCCUUUGAGUUCUGGCUUGCAAGGCUACUACAAAUCGAGUUAUUACGACAAAAAACGAAAGGAAAAGGUUUAUUUGUCUGUCACGCAAUUUGAGCCAACAUCUGCUCGAUAUGCUUUUCCAUGCUUUGAUGAGCCCGAGAUGAAAGCUACUUUCGAUAUUGCUCUUGGGCAUCAUAAAAAUUACACCGCUUUGAGUAAUAUGCCGUUGAAGGAUUCAAUUGAUUUGGAUGGCGAAAAAGACUUCGUUUUAGAUACGUUUGAGACUUCAGUUCCGAUGUCAACGUAUCUCGUCGCGUACAGUGUCAAUGAUUUCGAAUAUCGAGAAGUUCCGGUUAAGAUGAAGGAUGAAGUUAAAUUCAGGAUUUGGGCAAGAAGAGAUGCCAUUGAUCAAGUUGAAUAUGCGAAAAUUGUUGGUCCUAAAGUUUUGAAGUAUUAUGAAGAUUAUUUUGAUAUCAAAUUCCCGUUGCCGAAAAUGGAUAUGAUUGCUAUUCCGGAUUUUUCUGCAGGUGCCAUGGAAAAUUGGGGGUUAGUUACUUAUAGAGAAACUGCUCUUCUCUAUGCUCCUAACGUCAGUUCUUCAAGCAAUCAACAUCGAGUAGCUUCAGUUAUCGCCCAUGAAUUAGCUCAUCAAUGGUUCGGAAAUUACGUCACAAUGAAAUGGUGGACCGAUUUAUGGCUCAACGAAGGUUUUGCGACGUACGUUGCCUCCCUCGGCGUCGAAUAUCUCCAUCCCGAAUGGAAUUCCCUCACAGAGGAAUCUGUCGAUAAUACUCUCAACAUCUUCAAAUUCGACGCUUUGAAGUCAAGUCAUCCCGUUUCCGUGCCAAUUGGUCAUCCAAGCCAAAUUAAUCAAAUUUUCGAUGCAAUUUCGUACUCCAAAGGCUCUUGCAUCAUCCGCAUGAUGCAUCUCUUCCUCGGCGAAGAAACAUUCAAAAAUGGCGUCAGCAACUAUUUGAAAGCUCACAAAUACCGAAAUGCGGAACAGAAUGAUUUGUGGCGCGCAUUAACGGAAGAAGCGCAUCGCACAGGAGCUUUGCCUAAAAGUAUCACUGUCAAGCAAAUUAUGGAUAGUUGGACCUUGAAAGUUGGUUAUCCCGUGAUUACCGUAACGCGCGAUUAUUCCAACAAUUCAGUUGAAAUCACGCAGGAACGAUACUUGUUGGACGUGAAUCGCCUUCGAGAUGAAACGGAAAAAUGUUGGUAUGUUCCGUUGAGUUUUACGACGCAAAAAGAGAAGAAUUUCACAGCAACUCAUGCGAGGGAUUGGCUCGAAUGCGAUUGCCAUAAAAACGAAAAGCCAAAAGUGAUUUUUAACAUGCCGGAGGAAAGUGACUGGAUUUUGUUCAAUGUUCAACUUUCGGGAUUGUAUAAAGUGAAGUACGAUCAGAAGAAUUGGGAUAUGUUGAUUGCAGCGUUAAAUGGACCCAAAUUCACGCAAAUUAAUACGAUUAAUAGAGCGCAACUCAUUAACGAUGCUCUCGACUUUGCAUGGACUGGAGAGCAAGAUUAUGAAGUUGCUUUGUCGGUAGUGAAUUAUUUGAGGCAAGAGGAUGAAUAUUUGCCAUGGAAGUCGGCGUUGGAUGGUUUGGCAGUUGUCAAUAGGAUUUUGAACAAAACUCCGUUGUAUGACGUUUUCAGGAAUUACAUGCAAAUCAUCUUGGAACCAAUUUACAUAAAAGUCAAUGGCUUAAAAGAUGAAGGAAAGAAAGAGCUUGAUAGAUUAGAUGCCGUUAAACGUAAAGUCAUGAUCGCUGCUUGGUCUUGCAAAUUUGACGUCGGAGAUUGUGUCGAUAAAGCUGUUGAAUAUUUCAAGACUUGGAUGGAAGAAGCUGAUCCAGAAACAACAAAUCCAAUUCCCGUUGAUCUCCGUCGCGUCGUUUACUGCAACGCCAUCAAACACGGUCGAGAACGCGAAUGGAAUUUCCUGUGGCAGCGAUAUCUCAAGAGCAACGUUGCUUCCGAGAAAAGUAUGAUAAUCAGUGCUCUUUCCUGUUCUCGUCAAGUCUGGGUCUUAUCACGCUACUUGGAUUGGUCUCUCAACGUAACUUCAGGCGUUCGCAAACAGGACUCUUUCAUGGUCUUUGGAGGCGUGGCACGAAGCGAAGCUGGCUUUGAACUCGCCAAAAACUUCCUUUACGACAAAAUCGAUGAGAUUUACGAAUAUUUGGUGCCCGAAGAAAGUCGCUUGACACGUUACGUCAAACCACUCGCUGAACACAUGACAACCAUGAAAGAACUCACAGACUUGAAGAAUCUCGUCACGGACAAGGCAAAGGUCUUCGAAAAAGCAUCGCAAGGCGUCAAACAAGCACUCGAAACUAUCGAGCUGAAUAAUCAAUGGAAACAUAAUAAUUAUCAGUCGAUGGCACGACAUUUAUCCACCGCAAUUUAUCGUUCAACGCAUAUCGAAACGCGCUGAAAAACAAGUACAAAAUUCCAUUUUUAGUUAAAAAAAAGAGAAAUAUUAGGAGCGAAAUUAAAAGUACUUAUGAGACAAGAUAUAUUUACAGGAAGUAGAUUACAAUUAUCAGCAUUUUACUUAGAGCUUCUAUUUUUUCCAUUUAGUGAGCAAUAUGAGAAGUAAUUUAUCAGAAAAAAUAAUACUUAUACUUAGUUUAAUAUACCUUUGUUUGGA
Culicoides brevitarsis is the source of this 3136-nucleotide messenger RNA. Its product is annotated as aminopeptidase N. Gene Ontology annotation, molecular function: zinc ion binding; peptide binding; metalloaminopeptidase activity. The record is from RefSeq and is a predicted model, not a curated record. Gene Ontology annotation, biological process: proteolysis; peptide catabolic process. The transcript has 7 exons. Gene Ontology annotation, cellular component: cytoplasm. Lineage: Eukaryota; Metazoa; Arthropoda; Insecta; Diptera; Ceratopogonidae. The coding region runs from base 101 to 2920 and encodes 939 amino acids.